AUGUGGGACCACGAAGUUCGGGACUUGUUUCCUUACAAUGUAAGGAAAGAAGUCAACAACACUCCCCCACCUAUCGCCUCGACCCCUGGCUUGACCCUGGCUGGGUCAUCGCAUCGACCCCGCCUCAGCUUUGAUGAUGUUCCAGUUGGGGCAGCACAGUGGCACAGUGUUCGAAUCCCAGAUCGUGCGGGCGAGCAGAGGAAAGAACCGGCUCGGCUGAGUGAGACUGGGACUGAGCCAGAGGGAAGGUGUGAACUGGGUCUGAUCCAGGCAGUGGCUGGAGUCUUGCUUCUGUCUCUGGUUAUCGGGUUGGUCUACGUGUCCCAGUUCUACAACUUCUGGAAAAUAUCUGAACAUGGCCAGCUCAGUGCCUCCCGUCCAGCGCCUCCCGUCCAGCGCCUCCCGUUCCAGCGCCUCCCGUCCAGCGCCUCCCGUCCAGCGCCUCCCGUCCAGCGCCUCCCGUUCCAGCGCCUCCCGUCCAGCGCCUCCCGUCCAGCGCCUCCCGUCCAGCGCCUCCCGUCCAGCGCCUCCCGUCCAGCGCCUCCCGUCCAGCGCCUCCUGUCCAGCGCCUCCCGUCCAGCGCCUCCCGUCCAGCGCCUCCCGUCCAGCGCCUCCCGUCCAGCGCCUCCUGUCCAGCGCGUCUUCAAGCUUUUGGUGCUGGACGCUCUCAGACCCCCAGCUGCACUCAGACCCCCAGCUGACCUCAGACCCCCAGCUGCAUUCAGACCCCCAGCUGCACUCAGACCCCCAGCUGAAAUCAGGCCCCCAACUGCACCCUCUGACCCGCCUGACCUCUCCUUACCUCCUUCAACCUCCCCCUUACCUCCCCUUACCUCCUUCAACCUCCCCUACCUCCUUCAACCUCCUCCUUACCUCCCCUACCUCCUUCAACCUCCCCCUUACCUCCCCUACCUCCUUCAACCUCCCCCUUACCUCCCCUACCUCCUUCAACCUCCCCCUUAUCUCCCCUACCUCCUUCAACCUCCCCCUUACCUCCCCUACCUCCUUCAACCUCCCCCUUACCUCCCCUACCUCCUUCAACCUCCCCCUUAUCUCCCCUACCUCCUUCAACCUCCCCCUUACCUCCCCUACCUCCUUCAACCUCCCCCUUACCUCCCCUACCUCCUUCAACCUCCCCCUUACCUCCCCUACCUCCUUCAACCUCCCCCUUACCUCUCCUACCUCCUUCAACCUCCCCCUUACCUCCCCUACCUCCUUCAACCUCCUCCUUACCUCCCCUACCUCCUUCAACCUCCCCCUUACCUCCCCUACCUCCUUCAACCUCCUCCUUACCUCCCCUACCUCCUUCAACCUCCUCCUUACCUCCCCUACCUCCUUCAACCUCCCCCUUACCUCCCCUACCUCCUUCAACCUCCCCCUUACCUCCCCUACCUCCUUCAACCUCCUCCUUACCUCCCCUACCUCCUUCAACCUCCCCCUUACCUCCACUACCUCCUUCAACCUCCUCCUUACCUCCCCUACCUCCUUCAACCUCCCCCUUACCUCCCCUACCUCCUUCAACCUCCUCCUUACCUCCCCUACCUCCUUCAACCUCCCCUUACCUCCCCUACCUCCUUCAACCUCCUCCUUACCUCCCCUACCUCCUUCAACCUCCCCCUUAUCUCCCCUACCUCCUUCAACCUCCUUACCUCCUUCAAAAGACUGAUGUUCUUGUUGUCAGGCGCAACGACGUCGUCACAGUAA
This is a messenger RNA of Knipowitschia caucasica, 1704 nucleotides long. Lineage: Eukaryota; Metazoa; Chordata; Actinopteri; Gobiiformes; Gobiidae. The record is from the annotation of a GenBank genome assembly.